AUGUCUCCUACUGCUGCUGAGAACCCGAACCCUGAGAAAGAAGAGCUCUCCGUUCUUCCCUCUGUGGAGCUACGCAGAAAGCCCGUCUCUCCGCCUCCUCGUUCCACUUUCACUCCCAUGACGAGUGAAGAAAAGGCGGAUCAGGAGGCUAUGAAGCUUUUACAAGCCAAUGUGGAGAAGUUAAGAGCCGAAUCGAGCUAUCUUUCGCGAGUGAACAUUGACCAAAACUUAGAGAGCGAAGAACUCUCCGUCCCUCUGUUCCCAAUGAACGGAAAUCAUCGCAACCCCUACAUCCAUGGCAUCGAUAACAUUUUAAAGGCUUAUCGACGCAUGCUGCGAAGUGUGAUGCCCUCUUAUCCCACCUAUUUCCAGCACGUUAUCUCGGAAGCGAUCGAACACGCCAAGAAAGCGGCUGAGACCAAGGGAAAGGAGUAUAUUGUGUUGAUUUUGCUUAGCGAUUGUUGUAUUGUGGAUCAAGUCGAAACUGCCCGACUGAUCGUAGAGAUAUCCUUUGUUUGGAAAAUGAAAGUCGCCUUGACGACAGGGAUCUGA
This is a messenger RNA of Blastocystis hominis, 552 nucleotides long. RefSeq lists its product as hypothetical. Gene Ontology annotation, biological process: cellular response to calcium ion. The record is from RefSeq and is a predicted model, not a curated record. Lineage: Eukaryota; Bigyra; Opalinata; Blastocystidae. The transcript is spliced from 3 exons. Gene Ontology annotation, molecular function: calcium-dependent phospholipid binding. Gene Ontology annotation, cellular component: plasma membrane. Bases 1 to 552 code for a protein of 183 amino acids.